AUGAAUCGCAUGGAUCUAAGAAGCCGACAAAACAAGCAUUUGAAUUAAAAGGAAGAUAAAUUAAAUGGUAGUUACUCGACAAAUCAUACCUUCAUGCAGUAAAAUAGUCUUCUACCCGCUUAAUAGAGCAAAGUAAUUGGCAUGAAUAAUAAACCUAGCAAGGAAGUAAUAGUCAAACUUCAGCUAAAUAGUGAAAUACCUAUGACCUCAAAUAAGUUUAAAAUUAGCAAUAAUAAUACUCAGAUAACAGUUAAGAACUCACUCAUUCAAUCUUAGUCUAAUAGUUAAGAGGAUGGAGAUAUUGGAACUCCCAAGAGUAAGAAGAGCAAUAACAACUAUUCAAUCCAUACUAAUGUCAAUGCAACUAUGGUUCACAGAAAUCAAUUGAUGCGCAGAGAAGUUUAGUAUAAAGACACCAUCACCCGACAGUAAAAUGAGAUUUUAGAGUUGCAGGAAGAGGUUGACAAACUCAAGAGUUAUCUUCGAAACAUUCUGGACAAUAAUGAUGUGACCCUUUUUAACAAGAAUAGCAGUCCACACUCUAGAUCUACGAAUGUGAUGAUGGAGGGUAAAGCAGAUCACAUUCACUCAAUAUAUUAGGAUCUCUACAUCACUGACUUAAAGGUAGAAGUGGAGUAAAAUAGCAAGGAUAUGCAGUAUUAUAGGUAGAAACUCUAGGAGAAGGAGAUUCAGAAUAGCAUGCUAAUCAAGGAAAUCAAGGACAUGAAGAGAAUCAUAGACAAUUAUAGAAGGAUAUUCGAAAAAAGAGAAAAAGCUACUAAGAUACAAUCCUAGCAGCAGCAAUUGUACAAUACUAGCUAUAGCAAUUACAACAACUCUAAUAAGAUGUUUGACUAAGAGCUGUAGACAUUUAGAGAUCAGUUUUAAUAGAGUCCGAGUAGGAUUGGACGCAAGAGAGACGCAAUAAUCACUUUGAUAAAUUCAAAUAACAAUAUUAAAGAUUAAAGUAAUGAUCCAGCUGUUGAAUAUUAGGCAGUCAAUUUGUAAAGCUUGGAUCAAAAUCAAUUAGAGUUGAAAAUGUAGCAAUCUUCGCUUGAAACAAAAUCUGUUUAAAUGAAUUAAGCAGACAAAGACUCACUUUAUCACAGUAUUAGACAGAUUCUUAAGUCUUCGAGUGUCAGGGGUCUUUUCAAGAAUACCUAUAAUGUCAUUAAGAAGUAAUUAGGCUGUUCAAAUAUCUACUUUUUGCUGAUGAGCUUUGAGUUGAUAAAUCAAGCCAAGAAGGAUAAACUCUAGAUUCAAACAAUUAGAGUUGAACAAUAUAACUUGGAGCUAUUGCUAUUAAACAUCUAAAAGGAUAAUUUCCACCUUAAGUUCAAUGAGAUCAAGCAGGCCUUUAGAGGAAUCAUGAAGGAUAAACUCUGUAUUCACAGUUUCCAUAAACUUUCAAAUAUGAGCGAGUAUGAUUUAAUCAUGUAGUUGGAGCAUGAUUAAGGAUAAAAUAGUAUGCGCUUCACUAUAGAGGACAGAUAGUUCCUCUCAAUAGUUGGGAAUCUGUUUUCCAAUGUUUAUGAAAGACUUAAGAAUUUAGUUUCAGCCAAGGAAAGUUUAAUGCGCUCUUACUAGUUCCUUGAUACCUUCAAGGUUUUACUGGCUGAGAGGAACCACACUCUUCUGUACUAUAAUAUUGAGAAGAUCUUUCCCAGCUUGUUCAACUAUGAGUAUGUGGGUGUGCUCUUUAGAGAUGAGAAAAAGAACGAUCUCUAUGCACUCAGAAUUGAUGACCCAACAAAUCCUAAAAUACUUGAAGAGAAUAUGCUUAGAUUCCCAAUGACUAUAGGGUUUACUGGUAGAGCCAUUAGUAAACGUAAAGUACUCAUUAGCUUACAAGGUGAGAAGGGCAGUGAGAAUUUCUCAAGCGAAAUUGAUAACUUUUUGAAUGUUCCUAGGAUCAGGAAUAUGAUGGUUGGCCCUAUUGAGGAUAUGAAUGGGGAGAUUAGAGGAGUAAUAUAGUUUAUUAAUAAAAAAGACAAGCCAAGUAUUGAUGCCUCAGAUGAAAUUGAACUUAAAACUAUUAUUCCUGCUCUUGGAGAAAUGAUCAAAACUGCUGAUGAAACACUGAAGAUUAUUAAUAUAUCAGCUGGGCUAAGUUAGUCUCUGGGCUAGAUAAAUUAAACAAUUUAUGAAAGGACUGAGAUUGUCCAAGCUAAGAGUAUGCCAAUGAUUAGUGGGAGCAUUAAAUAUAUGAGUGAUUUGAUUACAAUUUUGGUGCAUGGCAAGAAGGAAGCUGUAUUCUCGGAUAAUCAAAUGAUGCAUGAGGUAUUCCGCGGUAUAAGGAAUAAAAUGCUUGCAUAGAAUAAAAACAGUGCAAGAAAUAACAAUAUAAAUAUAGUGGAUGAGUCAAAUAAUUGA
This is a messenger RNA of Stylonychia lemnae, 2373 nucleotides long. The record is from the annotation of a GenBank genome assembly. Lineage: Eukaryota; Ciliophora; Spirotrichea; Sporadotrichida; Oxytrichidae.